Parasteatoda tepidariorum (common house spider) is the source of this 1994-nucleotide messenger RNA. NCBI's taxonomy places the organism in Eukaryota, Metazoa, Arthropoda, Arachnida, Araneae, Theridiidae. The record is from RefSeq and is a predicted model, not a curated record.
GUGAGCCCGGCCGGCUCAGGGAAAUGAUUUUCAGCAGAUCAAGUCAAGAGUUGAAACGAAUCGUUUGGUUUUUGGAAUAACUUAAAAUAAGUUUGAGUUAGUUUUUUUUUUUAAACUGAAAUAUUCGAAAAGGCAGUCAACAGGCAUAGUUUAACAGUGGAUAUAAGUAAUAAAUAUUAUUACUUUAAAAAUAUGUGUCAAGAACUAUUGUUUUUAUUUUCUACAUAGCAGUAAAAAUGUCAACAGGAAAAAGAUUAGCGAAAAGGUCCAUUUUAGGUACCCGUGUGUGCGCCCCAAAUGAGCAGGGGCUUUAUGUCCCCGGUGUGAUACAGGCCACCAGGAGCGAUGACCAUAGAAGUGUGUAUGCUGUAUGUUUGGAUGAUAAAUCCGUUAGCGAGUAUGGUCAAGCCGAUUUGGUCGGGUCCGGGUUCAAAACAGUCAUGGACGUAAUUCUUCAAAGGGGACAAAGAGUUUUUGUGACUUACAACGGACGAGAAAUUAAAGGUGUCGUUAAUGACCACAGGCCAGAUACAGAUGAAGUUGAGUUAACACUUCCUUCCAUUGGACUUGGACUUAAAAAAAGACUUGAAGAGAUACGGCUGAUUGAGAGCCGAAAAUCAGCUCGGCUGCUGGACUUGGACACGGACUAUUCUCGCUUAGCCGAUGGUCAACCAGAGCCGAGAAGGAGAGCAUCAUCUUUGAGCAUAGAUGUGCCCUAUGGCCAGAAUGGCCGGAAACGAAGGUCAAGUGCAGACGAUGGUGUCAUGGAUGAUUGCAUGGCAGCCAUGGUUCUCAUGAGUCUCUCUUGUAGUCCUAAAUCCCCCUGCCUGCCCCCCAUCACAGGUGAGUCCCAUGUUUUCUUAUUAUUCCAUUUACUCAAAAUUAUUCUCGCCUUGGCGCUGCCGACAUUCCAAUUUUAUAAUUAAUUCGUAAUGACCGGAUACACUUUUUACUUUUUCUUUGUUCUUUUCGUAUUAUAAAGUUGAAGAAGAAAUGUAAUUUGUGGCCUUCACUUUCUGUGAUUUUUUGACUAAGAAAUUACUUAAAUAUAUGAAGGAAAAUAUCUAUGAAAAAGAACUCGCUUUUUUUCUAAUUUUUUUCAUAUAUUAUAAUUAGAGAUGGGUCGUAACAGGUAUUAUAAAAUUACAUGUUACAGCUGAAAUUGCUCAAUAUUAAAAUAACAGAUACAAAAUCGUAUCUGUUAUAAAUACCGGUUCCAAAAUAAUAGAUCUUCGAAAUUUUAUUAACUGUUUUUAAUUUGAGAGAUACACCAGAACGGCUAGUAUUUUUUGCCAGAACGGCAAAGAAAUUAUUUAAAUAUAAGAAGGAACACCAAGUUGGAAAAAGAACUCGCUUAUUUUUUUUAUUGAUUUUUUCUAAUAUUUUUUUUCAUUUGUUAUAAUUAGAGAUAGGUCGUAACAGGUAUUCUAAAAUUACAUGUUACAGCUGAAAUUACUCAAAAUUACCGAUACAAAAUCAUAUCUGUUAUAAAUACCUGUUCCAAAAUAAUAGAUCUUCGAAAUUUUAUUAAUUGUUUUUUAUGUGAGAGAUACGCCAGAACGGUUAGCAUUUUUUGCAUUAGAUACAUGACGUUGUGGCUGUUGUCGAAUUUCCUGUGCCUAAAAUAAGGCGAUAACGAUUAGGAGACUAUUGAAACUUGCAUUGCCAUUAGGCACAGAACUCCAGAAGGAAGGUUUGAGUACUCUAGUUUGUCUGAAAUUGGUCGAAUAUUUGACACUCUGUGGCGAUAAUUUAGCAAUAAAUUAAUUCUGAGUUUAGCGGUCAGGAAACGAUUAAAACUUUUCUUCUGUUUUGCAACUGUCAAAACAAAUAAAGUGCUUUAAGAUUUCUAGAAAAGUGGUUUGACCAUUACUUUUUUUCUAACACUGAAAUAGAACUUCAGAAAAUUGAUUAAAAAAAAGUCUUCUUUUUGAAAAUAUUUUUUGUAACCUAGCAUACAAAAAUGACGAAUACAAAAAAUCUCAAUUUUGNUA